Syzygium oleosum is the source of this 1999-nucleotide messenger RNA. RefSeq lists its product as uncharacterized. Bases 357 to 1757 code for a protein of 466 amino acids. The record is from RefSeq and is a predicted model, not a curated record. The transcript is spliced from 3 exons. NCBI's taxonomy places the organism in Eukaryota, Viridiplantae, Streptophyta, Magnoliopsida, Myrtales, Myrtaceae.
CCCCCUCACUAGCAGGCGCAAAAUCUCCACUGGUGUCAGCUUCUUCUCCUCCUUCUUCUUCUUCCACCGGAUAGAUCCUUCGCGAGCGAGACGUGGAAUCUGCGCGUUAAACGAUCUCUCUCUCUCUCUCUCUCUCUCUCGCUCGCCCUGAGCGCGCCCGAAAUGGCGAUCGUACGCUCCCCGUAGGAGCGGCGGCCGGCUCUCGCGUUCCGCGGCGGACGAUGCCGUGACCGGCCGGAAGAGAGGGGUCGCGCGCUCUCCCGCAUCGCGCCAAUCGCUCCGGCGACCGAGCGAGGUUUUUGCCGAGUUUCCGGCGAGGCUUGGUGGGGUUUCGAGUGAGGCGGUGGCGAGCUUGCAUGGGAUCGGAGCAGAACCGGUUCCCUCUCCAGCAGCUGCGACCGGAGCCGCGAAAGAGAUGGGGUGGCUGUUGGGGUGCUUUCUCUUGUUUUGGUGCUCAGAAAGGUGGGAAGCGUAUAGUUCCUGCAUCUCGUAUUCCCGAGGGCAAUGCCUCAGCAACACAGCCAAAUGGACCCCAAGCUGCUGGCUUGGCCAACCAUGCUACUACCAUAUCUCCAUCUCUUUUAGCUCCGCCUUCUUCUCCAGCAUCCUUUACAACUUCUGCUCUCCCUUCGACAGCCCAGUCACCUAAUAACUGUUUCCUGUCAUUGUCUGCCAACUCCCCUGGUGGCCCUUCAUCCACAAUGUUUGCUACAGGACCAUAUGCCGGUGAAACACAGCUGGUUUCCCCUCCUGUUUUCUCAACUUUCACGACCGAGCCAUCUACUGCUCCUCUCACUCCCCCACCAGAGUUGGCUCAUUUGACUACUCCCUCUUCCCCUGAUGUUCCUUAUGCUCAUUAUUUUUCAUCUGUAAAAGACAUCAAAUGUCGUGACAAGACCAGUUAUGUUGCUUCACAUGAUCUCCAGGCUACAUAUUCGCUUUACCCUGGAAGUCCUCCCAGUGGUAUGAUCUCACCGAUUUCAAGGAUGUCUGGUGAGUGUUUACCAUCAUCAUUCCCGGAACGUGAAUAUCCUUCACAGUGGGAUUCAUCUGUUUCCCCCCAAAGCGAUCGGGGUGGUUCUGGAAGAGAAUCUGGGCAUAGCCCCACUGGUGCUUCUAGAAGUGAUACGAAUUUCUUCUGUCCAGCUACAUUUGCUGAAUUCUAUUUGGAUCCUAAUCAACCACCUCAUACUGGUGGGAGGUUGAGUGUUUCCAAGGAUUCUGAUGCCUACUCUACCGCUGGAAAUGGAAAUCAGAAUUGGCAAAGUAGUAGAAGCCCAAAACAAGAUGCAGAGGAAAUUGAAGCGUACAGAGCUUCCUUUGGGUUCAGUGCAGAUGAAAUAAUUACUACGACCAAUUAUGUGGAAAUUGCUGAUGUUACAGACGACUCAUUUACAAUGACACCUUUUCCCUCCAAUAAUCCACCCACUGAAGGAUCUACACAAGCUGGACUGUAUAGUGAAGGUCAAAAGGCGGACUUUCUGCCCUUCAAAAGCCUUAAAGCUGACCAGGAUGUGCAACGUGAUCUACUAACUUCGCAUGAUACUGGAAAAGAUCUUAACUCAUGCAAUGUCUCUGGAUUAAGCACACCUGGUAUCCAUGUUCUGACUGAUGAUGAAGAUGUAUUUUCAAGGAUUCAUUUACCCAAGAACGGUCGUAAAUAUGAAUUAGGCUCUUCUAUGUCCGAUGCGGAGAUUGACUAUGGAAGAGUAAGAAGCUUGAGAGAAGGCAAAGUAGGUUUCAGGCGGCAUGGUUGAGCGGCUGUCAAACAAGGAGUUGGUCCUUCUGUAUUUAUAUGCAGGUUUGUUAAAAUUUCUUGUGUCUGCGGAUGCUGUUAAUAGGCGCAAUGAUGUAAGUGUAGCUGAAAUCUGUCUGGUGGUUCCUGGCUUGGUCUUUCUGAUAGAGUGUAAUUCUCCAUAUUUCGUUCUUGCUUCUUCUGGACAAGUUAUAUAUGGGAGGCAUUUUACGCGUAAGCCUUAGUAAAACUUGUUUAAGGGAA